CGGGAGGGCGGGGGAGGCUCGCCCGGGCGGCGCCAGCAUGGAGGGGCCGGGAGAGGAGGAGGAGGAGAAGGAGGAGGGUGGCGGUGGAGGGGGGGGGGGGGCCCCGGGGCAGCCGCUCCGUUUCGGGGGGCGCACACCGAGCCCCGAAGCGGGCGCUUCACGGCCCGAGCUGCGGCGGAGGCGGCGGCAGGAGGAGCCGCGACGAGCCGAGCGCCGCCGCCGCGCCUCCCCUACCGCCAUCCUCCCUCCCCUACCCGCGCCGGCUCGGCCUCGGCCUCGCCCGGGCAGCGGCUUCCCCCCCCCCCCCCCCCCGCCCCGCCACCUCCCCACCACAGGCCCCGGCGGCGGGCGUCUGGCCCGAAGCGACCGGGCAACGGCGGCAGCGGCGGCGGCGGCGCGCUCCCUUCCGCCCUUUUCCUGGGUCUCUCUCGGGCAGUGACGUGACGUGCUGACGGCGGGCCCGGCCCGGGGAGCUUGGCCGCUUCCACUCAGCUCCGAGCUCGGCCCCUCCCUCCCCUCCCGCCCGCCCGCCCCGCCGCAGCCGCCGCCGCCGCCGCCACCACCGCCGCCGCCGCGCUCGGCCCAGUCGCGCUGAGAAGAGGCCGCGCCGAGGCGAGCGCCGCCGCCCGCCACCCGCACGACACUGUGACUGAUGAGAGUUAAAGGCCAUGGAUGAAGAUGGGCUUGAAUUGCAGCCACAUGAGCCAAAUGCAUUUUUUGACCCAACAGGAGCUGAUGCAGCACAUAUGGAUGGAGAUCAGAUUGUUGUGGAAGUACAGGAAACAGUGUUUGUUUCAGAUGUAGUCGACUCAGAUAUAACCGUGCAUAAUUUUGUUCCUGAUGAUCCAGAUUCUGUAGUAAUCCAAGAUGUCAUUGAGGAUGUUGUUAUCGAGGAUGUUCAGUGCCCAGAUAUUAUGGAGGAGCCAGACGUAUCUGAAACUGUCAUUAUUCCUGAACAAGUGCUGGACACAGACGUAGCCGAAGAGGUUUCUUUGGCUCAUUGCACCGUCCCAGAUGACGUUUUAGCUUCUGACAUAACAGCAGAAGCAAUGUCUAUACCAGAACAUGUACUGACAAGUGAGUCAAUGCAUGUACCUGAAGUUGGACAUGUAGAACAUGUAGUUCAUGAUAAUGUUGAAGAAGCAGAUAUUGUCACUGAUACUCUGGGAACAGAUGUUGUUUCUGAGGAAGUCUUGGUGGCAGACUGUGCAUCAGAGGCAGUCAUCGAUGCCAAUGGAAUCCCUGUGGAACAUCAAGAUGAAAAGGGCAACUGUGAAGAUUACCUUAUGAUUUCCUUGGAUGAUGCUGGUAAGAUAGAACACGAAGGUUCUGCUGAAAUUACCAUGGAAGCAGAGUCAGAAAGUGGCUCUUGUAAAGUGGAUGGCAUUUGUCCAGAAGUCAUCAAGGUCUAUAUAUUCAAAGCAGAUCCUGGAGAAGAUGACUUAGGGGGCACAGUAGACAUUGUGGAGAGCGAGCCAGAGAAUGACCACGCAGUUGGAUUACUUGAUCAAAAUAGCAGUAUUCGUAUUCCAAGGGAGAAAAUGGUUUACAUGACUGUAAAUGAUUCUCAGCAUGAAGAUGAAGACUUAAAUGUUGCAGAAAUAGCUGAUGAGGUUUACAUGGAAGUGAUUGUAGGAGAGGAGGAUGCAGCAGUGGCCCAUGAACAGCAAAUUGAUGACACUGAAAUUAAAACUUUCAUGCCCAUAGCUUGGGCAGCAGCUUAUGGUAAUAACAACGAUGGCAUUGAAAGUCGGAAUGGCACUGCAAGUGCUCUUUUGCACAUAGAUGAGUCAGCUGGACUUGGGAGACUGGCUAAGCAAAAACCAAAGAAAAAAAGGAGACCUGAGUCUAGGCAGUAUCAAACAGCAAUAAUCAUUGGCCCUGAUGGUCAUCCGUUGACAGUCUACCCCUGCAUGAUUUGUGGAAAGAAAUUUAAAUCUAGAGGUUUCUUGAAAAGGCACAUGAAAAACCACCCAGAGCACCUUCUUACUAAGAAGAAAUACAGAUGCACAGACUGUGAUUACACUACGAAUAAAAAAAUAAGUUUACAUAACCACUUGGAGAGUCAUAAGCUGACCAACAAAACAGAAAAGCUUAUUGAGUGCGAUGAGUGUGGGAAAAGCUUCUCUCAUGCAGGAACUUUAUUUACUCACAAGAUGGUGCACAGGGACAAAGGAGUUAAUAAAAUGCACAAGUGCAAAUUCUGCGAUUAUGAGACAGCAGAACAAGGAUUACUGAAUCAUCACCUCUUAGCUGUCCACAGCAAGAACUUUCCUCAUAUUUGCGUGGAGUGUGGCAAAGGAUUUCGCCAUCCGUCAGAGCUCAAGAAGCACAUGCGAAUCCACACUGGUGAAAAACCGUACCAGUGCCAAUAUUGUGAAUACCGAUCUGCCGACUCUUCUAACUUGAAAACUCACGUAAAGACUAAACACAGUAAGGAAACGCCAUUCAAGUGCGAUAUUUGUUUCCAGACUUUUUCAGAUACCAAAGAGCUACAGCAGCAUACGCUUAUGCAUCAAGAAAGUAAAACACAUCAGUGUUUGCAUUGUGACCACAAGAGCUCAAACUCGAGUGAUCUGAAACGACACAUAAUUUCAGUCCACACAAAAGACUAUCCUCAUAAGUGUGAUAUGUGUGAUAAAGGCUUUCACAGGCCUUCGGAACUGAAAAAACACGUGGCGGCUCACAAGGGUAAAAAAUUGCACCAAUGCAGACAUUGUGACUUUAAGAUUGCAGAUCCGUUCAUUCUGAGUCGCCACAUACUCUCAGUUCACACAAAGGAUCUUCCAUUCAGGUGCAAGAGAUGUAGAAAGGGCUUUAGGCAACAAAACGAGCUGAAAAAGCACAUGAAAACACACAGUGGCAGGAAAGUUUAUCAAUGUGAGUACUGUGAGUAUAGCACUACAGACGCCUCAGGCUUCAAACGGCAUGUUAUUUCCAUUCAUACAAAAGACUACCCUCACCGUUGUGAGUAUUGCAAGAAAGGUUUCCGAAGGCCUUCAGAGAAGAACCAGCACAUUAUGCGGCAUCAUAAAGAUGUUGGGCUGCCUUAAAGUCUCUUUCACAGACUUACGGCUGGAAUUAGAAAGGAAUUUUGCCUUUCAGGCAGUUAGCUUAUUUUAAAGCCAAUCACCUGCGAUCACACACAAAAAAACAACAAAAAAAACAUACUGUGCAUUUGAUUUGUUGCUGUAUAAAAAUAGGAUUAUUGCUUCUAGUUGACUUUUAUACCUUUUGUUCAAUAGCGUGUUCUGAAUUCUAUUCAGUUUGUUUAAUAAAUGAAGAAAAGAUGGCAACAAUAAAGUUGCAUUUAAUAAAGUAAACCCUGUCUCUUACUGAAUUUUUCAACCGUAAUAGUUUAUUUAAGUAUAUUUAUCUUACUGACCUCGUUGAUACUCACAGUGUCCAUGUUAAUGCAGUUUUGUCGUGAAUUUUAAAAAUAGGAAAUUUCUCUUGAUUAAAAUUGUCAGGGGUGUGUAUAAAAUGGGGAAUUGUGAUGUUGAAGAUAAAGUCACUAGGGCCCACCUGAUUGUCUUGUUUUGACUAUACAGACUUUGUGGCAGGUUAACUAUUUUCCAUUUGAGGAGUUACACAUCUAACUUUAUUGCGGAAAGCUAUUCUGCGUUUCAAUUCAGGUUUCAGAGAGAAAAAUAUUUUAAAAGCUGGUUUGGGGCAUUUGUUACCUUUCUUUGGCGAAUUUAAAAGUAUGCUCAAACAUGUUUAUUGUUCUGUGCUUCUUUGUCUUUGAAAGGUUUUGCGUGUUACAAAUGAGUUGGGUUUUUUUUUCAAUUUACAGCUGUCUUAAUGUUGGAAACGUAAAAUACUGUUGUUCCAUUUACAGAGUUAAUAGAUCACAACUGUCUGUAUGUGCCGGUAAAAGUACCUCAAACUUAAUGCUUUUAUGUAUAUUGGUAUUUCUUUGAAAGAACAGUUUCUGGUUCAAGUCACAUUUUUAUUGUGAGUUGUUUUAGAAUAAAAUUUAAGACCAAGAGGUGCCUCCAUUUUGGAAACGGAGAUAUUUACAGUGAGGGCUUCAGAGGGGGAUGGAGUGGAGCAGAUGUGUUCAUAAGGAGUAGAGAUGUUUUAAUGUAGAUAUCCUCAAUAAGAAAAGUAACUUACGAUAGAACUGUUCCUAAAUUGAAUGUUUUUCCUGAGCCAUUAGCAGCUGCAUUAAGCUGCUGUUUAUUAAUUAGUGCAGUAUCCAGAAUUAACCCAGUUCUUUUAAUCUGUUUAUAAACAGCUGGGAGAACAUUACAAUUAUUAUAUGCAAUUUUGCCACCUGAAGACUAUUAUAAAAUAGCGCCAUAGCAUUUGCUAAUUACAGCAUAAAUGUACCAAGCAUGAAGUCAUGUACCUUAACAACAACUGUGGAGCAAAAAACCCAAACCAUUUAAUAACAUGCCAGAUUUUAGGACCCGGCCCCGCUCCCCUUGCUCAAAUUCCCGCCAAAGCCGCUGGUUGACGAUGGAUUGCAGAAUUCCGACCCGGCUGCCUGCCGGAUUAGGAUAGAUUUGGAACCAGCAGUUCGCUAGCGGAAAGGGUUCAGAGCCUGGCCCAGGGUUGACUCUUGUUUCUAGGCAGGUGAAGUUAGGAAUGAUUUCAGGUUUGGGGUGAUAAAGGGACAAAGGUUUCCUUUCAGAUGUGCAUCUGCUAAGCCUUUUGUAUUUUGUUUUGUUACCAAGCCCCGCUCCUACUUCUCAGCCCUCCUGUUUCACUGUAAGCCGAAAUACUUGUGUGUAGUUUGCAGUUCAGGAGAGUCGAAUGCCAUGUCACUACCUUUAUUGUGUAAUGUUUUUUUCUUUUGACGCCUGCGUGACGGUGCCCCCAGACUUGUCCGACGUGCUCUUGUAUAAUAUUGCUACUAACGGGCCGUGAACCCUUAGUGUGUAAUACCCAGAUGUGCUGCACUGUGCCUUCGUUGAAAUCCCCGGUGAAGUCAGUGGAUUUUCUACAUGGCCGUAGCUCUGUCUGUUGCCUACUGAUUGCCAAAUCAGACGCAGUAAAACCCAGUAGAGAUUUUCCAUUCGCGUCUCGCAGAGUGCACUCCUGUGACUUUCCCCCCCGCCCCCCCUUACGUUCAAGCAUUUUCUAACUGGAAACCUGAAAAGUGUACAAAAUCUGCGUAAAUUCCCAUAGCAUUGCUGAGGAUUUUAGCCAUUUUGAACUUUAUUUUUUUAAAUAAGCUGAAAGACAAAGAACACAAUUUUACACAUUUGCUUUCUCUUACGUAGCCUGGAAUCAUACACACUUUUUUUUUUAAAGCACAAUGUUGGAACUUUUUUUUUUUUUUUUUUUUAAUAAUUAAGGGUUUGGUCAAGUGGAUUUUGUAAAAUGUAUUUGUCUGUAUAAAGAGAAAAUGAAAUUAUAGUUAUUGUUAAUGUACUGACAUUAGUUACAGGUUAGUUUUAAUUCUUAAAUAAUUUGCUUAGCAAAUGCUAUAAAAUGGAUGUUUCAGUUUAAUGUUUAAAAAAGGUACAGAUUUUUACAAGGACAUAAUAUAAAUUAUUGUUCUGUAGAAAAUACCCUGUUAAAUAUUGUAUACGUCCUUCCCUCUGUACACUUUGUAAAAAAGACAAAAGAAAAAAACAAAAUACAUAGAAUCAUAUAGGGAUGUGUGACAUUAUUGUAAUUGUGUACUUGAUAAUAACGUGAAAAAAUAAAAUUCAAAAUAUUUUCCUGUUAA
Aquila chrysaetos chrysaetos is the source of this 5683-nucleotide messenger RNA. It is a transcript of the gene ZFX, whose product is annotated as zinc finger protein X-linked. The record is from RefSeq and is a predicted model, not a curated record. Gene Ontology annotation, biological process: regulation of DNA-templated transcription. Bases 669 to 3053 code for a protein of 794 amino acids. NCBI's taxonomy places the organism in Eukaryota, Metazoa, Chordata, Aves, Accipitriformes, Accipitridae. Gene Ontology annotation, molecular function: RNA polymerase II cis-regulatory region sequence-specific DNA binding; metal ion binding; DNA-binding transcription factor activity, RNA polymerase II-specific. Gene Ontology annotation, cellular component: nucleus. The transcript is spliced from 8 exons.